Messenger RNA from Girardinichthys multiradiatus, 7015 nucleotides. RefSeq names its product rho GTPase-activating protein 21-like. The transcript has 25 exons. The coding region runs from base 346 to 4893 and encodes 1515 amino acids. Gene Ontology annotation, molecular function: protein binding. The record is from RefSeq and is a predicted model, not a curated record. Lineage: Eukaryota; Metazoa; Chordata; Actinopteri; Cyprinodontiformes; Goodeidae. Gene Ontology annotation, biological process: signal transduction.
AAAAGCAGAGGGAGUGAGCAGUGUGAGCCCAGAUUAUAAUCAAGCCAGGAAUAAAGGGAAUACCAUCAUAUUCUCUCCUUGUUUUAGCUGUGUGGAAAAAGCAGGGCUACACUACACUGUGGAGAGAACCUGGGUGAAAAGACAGAGAAGAAAAAAAAAAGGUGGAGCAAGAGAGCAGCAUUCUCAGAGGACAUUGUCACAUAAGAGGAGGAUAUGUGCUUGAGCAUGUGGGUUACCAACACAUUAGUGCCACAGCACUGAGAUGUGUGAAGUAACCCUCAGCAUCACAGGCUCACAGCUGACCAUGCAGAGGACUAAAAGUGAGAGGAGGUCCUGCUGAACACCAUGGCCCAGGCUAAAAGACGGAACGAUGGGAUUGUGUCAUCUGACAAAAGCAACCUGCUGCCAUCAGCUGAGGUGGAGGCCAAGUCAUCACAGGGCCCACGGACCAUUGUUCUCCAAAAGAACUCCCAAGGUUUCGGCUUCACUUUGCGCCACUUCAUUGUGUACCCACCAGAGUCGACCCUCCAUAGCCUCAAGGAUGAAGAAAACGGUAAUUUACCAGGAAAAGGGAAGGAUUAUGAGCUGGACCCAGGACUGGAAACACAGCACUGUAUGGACAGGAGAUCUGUGGAGUGUCAGCGACCUUGCCUGGAGCCAAUGGACACCAUUUUUGUGAAGAGUGUGAAAGAAAAUGGCCCUGCUCAACAAGCUGGACUCUGUACUGGAGACCGACUGGUGAAGGUUAAUGGGGAGAGCAUUCUGGGGAAAACCUACUCUCAGGUCAUCACGCUCAUCCAAAACAGUGAAAACCUUUUGGAGCUCACUAUUAUGCCAAAAGAUGAGGAUGUGUUGCAGUUGGUAAGUGUGUACUCCCAGAAUUUCAACUCGAAAGGCAGUAAGCAGUACUCAGGUGAGGCCCCUAAUCUCCCAGAACCUCCGCGUCUCUUUCACUCGGCCUCCACUGCGUGUUCUACUCUGCAACAGCCCACUUCCAGCCCUCCAGGUCCUUUGGACAACUGGCCGCGUAGAGGCAGCAGUACCAUCUCACCACUGAACAACCAAACCCCUGCUACUUCCACCUCCAGCCGACCACAAGCUUCAGAUGCUUCCAGCAGUCACUUUGCUCCACCAUGGCGACACCAAGACCAGGACUGUGCUUCUGCAGCACUCAAUGCGUUUGACUUCCAUUUUGCUAACCACAAUGCUGCCAUCACCUCUGCAACACUGCCUCCACCUCGGAGGAGCAACCUGCUGGUCUCUUCCCGCGCUAACAGCAAUGCACUCUGCCACCAGGCUCUGUCAGACUGGUACUACAGCCAAGCAGAAGCGGCAGACCACAUUUACCCCCACCAUCGCAGUAUAUCUCAGGACUAUUUAGUCGAGCCGGAGCUGGGUUCAGCACCCAGUCCCCGCUUUACAUCUGGCCCUACAACCUCUGCAGAGCACAACAGAAGAGAAACCUUCCUCCAUCAUCACCGAGCAGCGGCUGCUGUGCAUGAAUCCUACUGGCUGGGAGGCUGGGGUUGUGGAUCAGAGACUGCUAGCAAGUCAUGCUCAGAGAGUUUGCUGGCAGCUUAUGCUGAAUAUGAGCACAAUUAUGGACGCUCUGUGGAAACACUGGCAGAGGCGUCUGCUCUGGUCUCGCAACAUUAUGAUCAAACUUUGCCGAAGGCAAAUGAAAGAGAGCAGAAGAAGCAGAAAGCUCCAGGUUUACAUGAACACAAAAAUGCAGUGACCACCACAGUCACCGUUUCACCCACUGCGUCACUCAGCCCCCUGCGGUCAGGUCAGGUGGCUGAGCCCCAAACAAGACGACUUAAAGAUGAGGAGCUGGUGGGCUAUAAAAGCUACAGCCCCUCUUUUUACCACAAAGAGGGACAUCUCCUCCAGCAGGCUCACUCCUUUAGAGAGCCCAGCUACAGUGCCCCUUACCUCACCUGGGGGCCUGGCACUAGAAGAGACAUUGAUGGGGGCACAUUGUCCCAUCUCCAAUCCACUCCCAUCCCGUUGGCUUUAGAGGAGAAGACGGACCAACUAAGGGAGGACAGGGAGCUCAUCUCCUCUGUGUCCCCACCUCAGGAGGUGGUCCUACGGCAAAGGCCCCAUUUUACCCGACAGAUGCCCGUUGAGGCUGACUCCACACCCACUGAAUCUCCGGAACCAUCUGGCUGGACUCCUGCCACCAGAACAAUUCCUAUCCCUAAAGAAAUGGGGCCCAGCCGUAGUGUUAAUGGUAGCCUGGCCCAUGCUUUUAAUUCCCUCUCGUCCAUUCCUUUCAUAGAUGAUCCUGUCAGUCCCAGUGUUGACCACCAGACCUACUGUGUACCAGCUCACUCUGUUGUGUCAGGCAACCAAGUCUCCACUGCAGCCAGCAUCACCUUCACCUCUGUGCCCCCCCCACCCUCCGCAUCCCCCCCUGUCCGACUUCGCUCUCAGGACCUCAGAAGCAUUAAAGGUCGCCGCUCUUCCUACUUGUUGGCCAUCACCACUGAGCGAUCCAAGUCCUGCGACGAGGGACUCAACACCUAUAGGGACGAAAGACGUGUCUUCUCUAAAUUACCAAAAAGAGUCAAGAGCUUUUUCACUGAUGGGUCUUUGGACAGUCUGCGACCCCAGGAGGACGUUCGGUCCAAGCGCCACUCCACAUCAGAGCUGGGUACCAUAACCUUCAGUGAUGUUCGCAAGGAGGGCUGGCUGCACUACAAACAGAUCCUCACUGAGAAGGGAAAGAAGGUAGGAGGCAGCAUGCGGCCUUGGAAACGUGCCUUUAGUGUGCUCCGCCACCACUCGCUCUUCCUCUACAAAGACAAGCGGGAAGCUGUGCUGCACGGUGCAGGGGCAGGGAGCAGCCAGGACGAACAUCCACCGGUCAAUAUCCGAGGCUGCCUAAUCGACAUUGCCUACAGUGAAACCAAACGAAAGCACACCCUGAGGCUGACCACGCAGGACUUCUGUGAGUUUCUGCUGCAGGCUGAAGACCGGGACGACAUGCUGGCAUGGAUCAGGGUCAUCAGAGAGAACAGCAAAACAGAUAAUGAGGAGAUUGGGUUCUCGAGACAAGCUCUCAUCAACAAGAAGCUGAAUGACUACAGGAAACACAGGUCAGCGUGCCUGACGGGUAACAAGUCGGAUUCGUCCCCCAGAGCCCAUCGUAUGGUGCCUGACUUCUUCCUGGCCAAAACUGACAACACGUCAGUGAACCGAACCUCUAAAGCUGAUGACAACAAGGCACUAUGGGGUAUCAACCUCAUGAAGAAAACAAAGAAAACGGGCUGUCCCAAAGCCUUCGGAGUUAGACUAGAGGACUGUCAGCCUGCUGCUAACUAUAAAUUUGUCCCUCUUAUUGUUGAGAUGUGCUGCGGUGUGGUGGAGGCCACGGGUUUGGAGUACACUGGGAUCUAUCGUGUGCCAGGAAACAAUGCCAUGGUGUCAAGUCUGCAGGAGCACCUCAACAAGGGCAUGGACAUCAACACUGCUGAGGAGAGGUGGCAAGAUCUCAACGUCAUCAGCAGUCUACUUAAAGCAUUCUUUAGAAAACUGCCGGAGCCUCUGUUCACUGAUGACAAAUAUAGCGACUUCAUUGAUGCCAACCGGAUAGAAAAUGCAGAAGACAGAUUAAAGACAAUGAAGAAACUGAUCCAUGACCUCCCAGAUUAUUAUUACCACACCCUCAAGUUCCUGGUGGGUCACCUGAAGAGGAUAGCAGACCACUCUGAGAAGAACAAGAUGGAGCCAAGAAACCUAGCUCUGGUGUUUGGUCCCACUCUGGUGAGGACAUCAGAAGACAAUAUGACUGACAUGGUCACCCACAUGCCUGACCGUUACAAAAUAGUGGAGACACUUAUCCUUUAUCAUAACUGGUUCUUCAGUGAUGGAGAGCUGGAUCAGGAGGAGAAAGCCCCUGAGGAUAAGGGGGAUUUACAACCAGUCCCUAACAUCGAUCAUCUUCUGUCAAACAUCGGCAGGCCGGGUAUGCCUGGGGAGGCAUCAGAUUCCACCACCAGCGAUUCAGUUAAACUGAAGAUUUAUUCCAGCUCCAAGAAAGACCUAAAUGCCAAGGACUUCCUUCCCAAGUCCAUCAUCUCUGCUGUGACCCGCAAACGCAAGAAAUGCCUCAGCAUCCAUCUACCAGUCAGCAGCGGCGACGAGGACUCUGAGCAUGAGGCAGUGAAGAACACAGACUACACAGAGGUGGUGGGAGGAGGAACGCAGGAGGCAGCUCAAGGGGAACACACCUGUUCAAAGAAAGAGAAGAGACAAGGAGAGGAACAUGUGGUGGCAUCUGCAGAGGGAACAGGAGGAAAGGAAGAGAUAGAAAAGGCUGUGAGGAAGGGAGUAGACAGAGAGAUCAGGCAGAGAAGCAGUUUACUCUGUUCUCCUCAGCAGAGCCAUGCCACAUACCCCAAACCCCCAGCAGCAAUAGGCCAACCAUCACAUGUGAAGAUUCAGAGUGAGGCCAAAGAACGCCCCAACAUUCCCUUCUGGAUCUCUCCCAGCCGGCCUCCCAUCCCGCAAGCAUCCAGCUACCACAGCUCCCAACAGGCAGACCGAAGCCGGGCAAUUCCAGUCUGCUGCAGGAAAACCGGAGGUGGCUGGACGAGGGCAACCUCCAUUAAUCUGGAGUUGGAGCUAGACCGGUGCAAGGAAAAAGUUAGAGAUCAGAGGCCAGAGCUUGUCCGAACUGGUGAAGUACUAGUGGCACAGUGUGGAAAUAUUCAGCAGGGAUCAGUUGUAGAUACAGGAUCAACUCAUCAGAUAGAUCCCCUCCCUACCUUCCCUUCUCCUUCAAGAUGGAUAGAUCAGAGCUCCUCCUCUGUGGUGUUAAGAAGAUCAGCUAAAGGUUCUCAAGCCAAGACAAGAGCAUGGCGCCGCCACACUGUGGUCAUUUAAGAUAACUUUUAAUUCUACUAAAGCAGAAGCGAAAAACCUAAAGUUUACUCACCAACAUUUGCUCAACAAUUUGUCUGUUAAACUAGGACGCUGCACCCUCUUUACACUCUACAGAUCUUAUGCAUAAAUAAUCCAGACUUUUGCCAGCUGUUGAUAUAACCCAAGAACACAAUAUGUCUUUUUUUAUUUAACAAAAACUAAACCAAAAUGCUAAAAAUGUGCGGAAAACAAAGUCUAUCCUCACUCCUUUCAUAAAAGUGGGUGGGGGGGGGGGAAUCAGAUGCAUUGAUGAACUGUUCAUCAGUGGAGUCAACAGUUCUCUAAAGCAGGAGUUUGAUAGUUUGUUGCUUUGGAGGAUUCAGGUGAGUUGAUGCAAGGCAAAGUGAAAAGAGAUCAGAAAUGAUGUUAGUCAUUCUUUCUGCUCCUCAAUCUGGGAAACUUUACAGUGGAGGAAAUCAUUUGACCCUUGCUCAUAAUUAGAAUGUGAUUCAAAAGAAAUGAAUAAAACACUAGUAUUAUUUUAAUAUAGAGGGACAGAAGAUAAUUCUCCAUUCCAACCUUCUCUCCAACAUGGGACUGGCCAAAAAGCUUUCAAAGGAUGACAGUGACAAGAUGGUAAAUCAUAAGAUAGAUGAAAGGUCAGUGAGGAGGCAACAGAAAUACAGUCAUGCUUCGUUGGGAGCUCCAUGUAAGAUCUUGUCUUAGAUGAAGAUGGUCAUGGAAACUGUUAGGAUCCAGCCUAAAACAUCAGGAUAUAUAAAUAAACUUGACUUGACUUGACUAGGAGAGGAGUAUGUUGAUGAUCUAAAGGGAGUUAGAACUACAAGCAUCAAGAAAAUACUUGGUGCCACAGUAAAGGAUUCAAGUCUAUGGUCAACUGAGCUAUUUUAUAUUAAUUUGUUGUCAAGUAUGAUCUGACCAACACCAUCCACAACUUCAAGCACCGAGGUGGAAACAUCAUGCUCUGUAGCUGCUUUUCUUCCAAGGUUACAGGCCAGCUUCAUUGGUUUUGAGGUUCUCCUGCAGGGCUCGUUACUAUAAGUUCUGGACACAAUCUUUGCUCAGCCAAAAUACUGUAAAUUGGUCAUGGAGGGCCAUGAUAAUGACCCAAAAACAGACAACAUGGGACAAGUAAAGGACAUAGAGUGGGCUGACUAGUCUCCAGACCUCAAAACUGCAGAACAUCCAUGAAGGAAGCUGAAGCUUUGAGAUUUACAGGGUUUCUGUAAAGAGGAGCGAGCCCAAAUUUUCAGAGCAGCCGGAGGAUACACCUGAUCUCUGUGCCUGCCAACACAGGGGUUUCUGUCAAUCAUCAGGUCAUAGAAGAUUUAUGGUUGAAGCUUCUCUCUCCACAGGAAAACAAGAGCACCCUAAAAAGAAAUACAUUCAUUUCUUUGGAAAUACCUUAUAAAAUCAGCACAGGAUCUAAUAAUUACAUUCCUCACUGUAUUCAGCAGAUCAUUCUGCAGUGAUGAGGAGAGUGAGGGCUCAAAGUCCUAGCAACCUCACCUGGAGCACAGACCAUGUCAUGUAAAAUAAAAAUAAAACCAGGAGCCAAAUCCUACAAGGUGCUGAUAAAUCAUUGUGUGGGCCUGUAGGCAAACUUCAAAUCUGGAUGGGUGCAUGAAGCUUUUACAUGGAAAAUUUAAAACCUUCCAAAUCUGCCAAAUGUCCCUUGCAUGUGUCUGUGUGCAGGGCCAGAGUGUUUGUCACUAGUGUUGAAGGCAGCUAUCUGUACAAGGUUUGCCAAAUCUCCUCAGUGUUUACCCCUUCCACUCCACUCCAUGUGAACCAUGUUAGUGUCAGGAGAGAGCUGAUGCACAUAGGUUAUGAACAGCUGAAAGGAACUUCUAUGUGUUUAAACCCACAAUUUCUGACCCAAAAGAUGGUUUUCCAAGUUCUGGGCUUCCAGUCCAUAGCUUUAGUUUUAUAAAAAUUAAGUGGAUCUGACCCAAACCUUACUGCCAAUCACUUUAAGCCAGGCAGACUCCAGCUCUGUGCCCUUUAGCAUGUCCUAUGUAUGUGGGUGAUUGUGCAGAGACCUAUUUUGUAACUGUUGUAUAAAUCCUUGCUAACCUUUGUAUAUAAACAUAUAUAAUUUAUUAAAUUAUUUGUUUUGAAA